AUGGCGACCGUUGCGUCGGUUUCCCUCCUUUCGGAGGCCGAGUUUGGUUGCGAACAUCUAGCAUCUCAGCUCAUGCACGAUGGUCCCGCCAGCAACCAGUUCAAGACUUCCUUCAUCAAGACCCAUAAUGCGCUUGGACGUCGCGAUGGAUCCAAGACGGCUCCGUCUAGCCUCCUGAAACCGAGAUACACUUGCUUGACUUGCUCUGAGCCAUGUAUGAAUGGCGAUCGUAAAGUCCAUACAGAGAAGACUGGUCAUCAGUUCUACAUGGAGUCCAGAAGUCGCGCAUUAUUCUGUCAAGGCUGCGAAGAUAUGGUAUACGAUCAUGGCCUAGAGCGAUGUAGAUCCGCCACACCGGAGAGUACAUUACAAGUCGCAAAGAAACGGCGUUUCAGUGAGAGCUCUGCAGACGAACUCUACGUGAAGAGCAACGCGAACAGGCGACCGUGUGCGAAACAAGGUGUUAGGGGCCUUUUCAAUCUUGGGCAGACAUGCUAUUUGAAUGUCAUCCUGCAGACAUUAUUGCAUGACCCAAUCCUGAGUACAUACUUUCUUGGAAAUGGCCACCAACCGCAUGAUUGUACUGUUACUGAUUGCAUUGGAUGCGCCGUUGCCGAAGCGUUUGCCGACUUCAACAGCAUUGACAAGUCAGAAGGCUUCGCUGCGCUCAAUCUGCUUCUGGCCUCUUGGCGUGCUAGUCCUACCUUAGCCGGGUAUCAACAGCAGGACGCGCACGAAUAUUACCAGUUUCUGGUCGACAAGCUACAUGCCAGCGCGGAGGGCAACCGGGACAACCAUGAGAAAGGCUGCAGCUGUUUCUUCCACCGAACGUUCUAUGGCAAGCUUCGAAGUAGCGUGACCUGCGAUCGUUGCGGCAAUGUCACGAAGACCGAAGAUCCAAUCGUUGACCUUAGUCUCGACGUGCAGGUUCAAGCAAAGAAGCGAGCAAUGGGCGGCGGCUCCGGCUCCUCCGCAACACCAACACUUGGCGGUUGCUUGGAGAGCUUUACUUCGCCAGAAAAGCUCAUGGCCGGCGUGUAUAACUGCAGCGGGUGCGGGAAUACACCUCAAAAGGCAACAAAACAGCUCCGAAUUAAGAAACUCCCGGCAAUUCUGUGUAUGCAGCUUAAGCGCUUUGAACACACAUUUGCCGUCUCAGAAAAGGUCGAAGGUCGUAUCGACUUUCCUUUAUCAAUCAAUAUGCUUCCGUACACUACGAACCCCAAUACCACGGUUGACAAAUCCCGGUACACAUAUGACCUUUCCUCUGCCGUUGUCCACAAGGGCAAACUGGAAGCGGGCCAUUACUACGUUUACUGCCGUCAGGGUGAUGAGUGGAUGCUCUUCAACGACGACCAGGUCACCACUGUGACCGAGGCAGAAGUCCUCGGUGUCGACGCAUACCUAUUAUUCUACAAUCUCCGCUGCCUGGCCAAUGCUGUGUCUUAA
Aspergillus mulundensis is the source of this 1449-nucleotide messenger RNA. Its product is annotated as putative ubiquitin C-terminal hydrolase Ubp8. Bases 1 to 1449 code for a protein of 482 amino acids. Gene Ontology annotation, biological process: protein deubiquitination. The record is from RefSeq and is a predicted model, not a curated record. The transcript is spliced from 7 exons. Gene Ontology annotation, molecular function: cysteine-type deubiquitinase activity. Lineage: Eukaryota; Fungi; Ascomycota; Eurotiomycetes; Eurotiales; Aspergillaceae.